AUGAAACGGUGGAGGCAGCUUCGGAGGCAUGUUCUCCGCACUCGACGCUCGAGCCAGGGUCUUGCUCGCCCAUCAGUACAGGUCAGCAAUUUGCCUCGGGACGAUCAUCUCGCAACUGCUCUCGGUAUGCCUGCAGCGAAGGACAUGGAGAAAGCGCAGCGCGCACACAUUGUGGCGCUUGUCAUUCAUGGCGGUGCUGGCGGGACCACAACCCCAGAUAUGCCAGCUGACCUGCUCGAGGCGUAUCGGAACCGGCUCCGCAGCGUGCUCACCACCACGUAUGCAGCGGAGCACGCAUCGUCGCUCGAUGCAGUCUGCCACGCCGUGGAGCAGCUCGAGGAUUCGCCGCUCUUCAAUGCGGGCAAGGGCGCCGUGUUUGAUCUGGCGGGCAACACUGUUUGCGAGUGCUCGCUCAUGACGACCCAGCCGCACCUCAAUUCGAACACCGUUGCGGUCACAGGAGUGGAGCGCACCAAGAAUCCCAUUGCACUCGCGAGGGUCUUGAUGGAGAAGAACAAGGAGCUGGGUGGGCAUGCUUUCUAUUCGGGGCAAGCGGCCGAGCAGGCGGGAUGGAAGUAUGGAACAAAGCAAGUGGGCAAGAGGUACUACUGGACCAAACGCAGGUGGAACGAGCACAAGCGCGGACUCGACAAGAUCCAGCAAGGUGGUAGCAAGCACGAAUGCUUUUUUGAUGGAGAUGAGGAUGAGGACUUGCCAGCUUACGGUGAAGAUGCGGCAGACAAGAUGGAGGAGCACGAGGAUCAGGCGGUGUUCGAUCGGUACGCUAAUAUCAGCGACUUUCUGCCGCAAGGAACGGUGGGAGCCGUGGCGUUGGACUCCAACGGCCAUCUGUCCGUCGCCACCUCGACGGGCGGCAAGACGAACAAGUUCCCCGGCCGAAUCGGUGACACUCCCUCGGUCGGGUCCGGCUUCCUGGCUGAUUCGUGGACCAGCACAGCGUUGCAUCGGCACCAACGGUCUUGGCUGGUGCGAGUCGUACAGCGCGUGCUGCUCAGAGCGCCACCAGCGGGGAAAGCGGGGAAGGAGCAAGGCGUGGCGAUCUCGGGCACGGGCGAUGGCGACUUUUUCCUGCGCACCUGCUUUGCCUCGUCCAUCGCCGACCGCAUCCGCUUCGCCAACGUCCCCGUCGAACAGGCGAUCAAGGCGGCCAUGGCCGAGAUCGUAGGGCUGUAUGGAAAGCCAAAGGGCGUAGGAGGUGCGAUCGUCCUCGACGGUGACGGGAAUGCGUACUUCCCCGUAGCCGCGGCCACGAUGAACAGGGGCCUCAUCUCAAAGCACACCGGCUUCAGACCAAGGAUCGCCAUCUUUGAUCACGAGAAGCUGGCCUAA
Messenger RNA from Moesziomyces aphidis, 1350 nucleotides. The record is from the annotation of a GenBank genome assembly. Lineage: Eukaryota; Fungi; Basidiomycota; Ustilaginomycetes; Ustilaginales; Ustilaginaceae.